Messenger RNA from Mesorhabditis belari, 1194 nucleotides. Lineage: Eukaryota; Metazoa; Nematoda; Chromadorea; Rhabditida; Rhabditidae. The record is from the annotation of a GenBank genome assembly.
AUGACCUCUUUGCUAGCCACAUUACUCAUUUUUAUUCGAUUAACUACGGUGUUUUCCCAGACUCUCGCUCAAUUCUAUUGCGCUGAUCAAGUCCAACGAUGCGCUGUGGCGAUCGAAGACUACGAAAAAGAUAUCAUGCAGAUCAAAGAUUCCGCUUUCCAGCAUUGCUUCAAACGACCAGCAUGCCUGGAAGAACGUCAGGCCUACAAUCGGUGCUUCAGAGAGUCACUCCGAGCGGUGAGAGCUCCAUUUAAUGGAGAUCUGGAAACUUUUGAUCAAUUUGCUGAGAUCGCGAAUCGCUAUCGUGCUUCUCUUGAUGGCUGCUUUUUGAAAUCCCCAAGCACUCCGAUGAGAUCUGAGUUUGGACCUGUAAUCGUUGAUGAAGACGCCGUUUACGCAAGAGCCAUUUAUUCAACGGAGUUCACCGAACGACUAUGGGGGCUUUCUGAAACGAAUCAACCUAGCCUCGAUACUAGAGGUGUUUGUCUCGUCAAGAAUUUUGCUCUUCGAGUUUUCGGCAGCGGAAUCAAUCGACUCGUUGGAUCAGCUGACCCUAAGCUAAACAACAUUGCAUCAUCUUGUAAUGUCGACGAAUACGAAUUCCUACAAUUGAUUGCUCAACGGGAUUAUGUAUUGCGACAAUGUGUUCAAGCUAUUCGUGUCCAAACUCCUUGUCGUCUUCAAGAUCAGAGUCGAUUGAGGGCUUGUAUUUGUGGCGCGAGAGAGGAGUUUGAAAAACAAAUGCUGCAAACAAUGUUGACUUGUGUAAGCCGAGAAGGACCAUCCAUUCCAAGUCGAGGAGAACCACUGCCGAGCCUCGAAACUUAUCCUAGAAGAGCUCCUACAAUUAAAAAAGAGAUCGAUCAUAUCUCUUCCGGCCUCUCGACCAGUUUCUCUCCAUAUUUUAUGAAUGCUGGAUCAAAAGCAUCUUUGAAAAAUGAAGCCAUGGAAAUUCGACAAGGUGAAAUCAUCAACGGUCAAUGUCUAUGUGCUUGUAAUAAAGAAAAGAAUCUUCUCGUGAAAAAACGAGAAGAACCACCGCAGAAUCGAGUUUUCGAACAACCGGAUGAGUUUUUAAUGGAUCGAGAACUUGCUGAACAAAACAAAGAGGAAGAAGAUUAUCCAUUCGUCUACGGAAGUCAAACCGACGAAAAACCAGCAUCAUUUCCUGUCUUGAAAGACACAAAUAAAACA